GGGCCCCACACCCGGCGCGUGCGGUGAGGACGGCAGAAGAGGCAGGAGCCGCCCCGACCAUGUAGAUGGCAGCCCUGGCCAGCAGCAUGCGCCCCGCUGAAUGGAGAAGCCCGGAUCUGCGGCCCUAAGCCCCUCAGGCCCCUGGACGCCGCCCUCCCGCCGGGGACCCCGCCGGCUGCCCACCGCCAUCGCCGCCCCGUGAGGGCGCCGCCCCGCGAAGCCGUCACCCCGAAGCCGCCCGCCCCGAGCCGGGGCCUUCGCAGACAUGGGGGAUCUGACCAACAGUGACUUUUACUCCAAAAACCAAAGAACCGACUCGAGCCAUGGGGGUGAACUGGGGUGCACGCUGGAGGAGCUGCGCUCCCUCAUGGAGCUGCGGGGCACCGAGGCCGUGGUCAAGAUCAAGGAGACGUACGGGGACACGGAAGCCAUCUGCCGGCGCCUCAAAACCUCGCCUAUCGAAGGUCUACCGGGCACCGCGCCAGACCUGGAAAAGAGGAAGCAGAUCUUUGGGCAAAACUUUAUACCUCCGAAGAAGCCAAAAACUUUCCUGCAGCUCGUGUGGGAGGCGCUGCAGGACGUGACGCUCAUCAUCCUGGAGAUCGCGGCCAUCAUCUCCCUCGGCCUGUCCUUCUACCACCCGCCCGGAGAGAGCAACGAAGGGUGUGCGACGGCCCAGGCCGGGGCGGAGGAUGAAGGGGAGGCCGAAGCAGGCUGGAUCGAGGGUGCCGCCAUCCUGCUCUCUGUCAUCUGCGUGGUCCUGGUCACCGCCUUCAAUGACUGGAGCAAGGAGAAGCAGUUCCGAGGUCUGCAGAGCCGCAUUGAACAGGAGCAGAAGUUCACUGUGGUCCGGGCAGGCCAAGUGGUCCAGAUCCCCGUGGCGGAGAUCGUGGUUGGGGACAUCGCCCAGAUCAAAUAUGGCGACCUCCUCCCCGCCGACGGCCUCUUCAUCCAGGGCAACGACCUCAAGAUCGAUGAGAGCUCCCUGACCGGGGAGUCCGACCAGGUGCGCAAGUCUGUGGACAAGGACCCCAUGCUACUGUCAGGGACCCACGUGAUGGAGGGCUCCGGGCGGAUGGUGGUGACUGCCGUCGGGGUGAACUCUCAGACCGGCAUCAUCUUCACUCUGCUGGGGGCCGGCGGAGAAGAGGAAGAGAAGAAAGACAAAAAAGGUGUGAAGAAGGGGGAUGGCCUUCAGCUACCAGCGGCAGACGGGGCAGCAGCUGCCGAUGCUGCUGAUGGCGCAAACGCCAGCCUAGUCAAUGGUAAAAUGCAGGAUGGCAAUGUGGACGGCAACCAGAGCAAAGCCAAGCAGCAGGACGGGGCGGCCGCCAUGGAGAUGCAGCCCCUGAAGAGCGCCGAGGGCGGCGACGCGGACGACAAGAAGAAGGCCAACAUGCACAAGAAGGAGAAGUCCGUGCUGCAGGGCAAGCUCACCAAGCUGGCGGUGCAGAUCGGCAAGGCAGGCCUGGUGAUGUCAGCCAUCACGGUCAUCAUCCUGGUCCUCUACUUCACCGUGGACACCUUUGUGGUCAACAAGAAGCCGUGGCUGCCCGAGUGCACGCCCGUGUACGUGCAGUACUUCGUCAAGUUCUUCAUCAUCGGCGUGACCGUGCUGGUGGUGGCCGUGCCCGAGGGCCUCCCGCUGGCCGUCACCAUCUCGCUGGCCUACUCGGUGAAGAAAAUGAUGAAGGACAACAACCUGGUGCGGCACCUGGAUGCCUGCGAGACCAUGGGCAACGCGACCGCCAUCUGCUCGGACAAGACGGGCACGCUCACCACCAACCGCAUGACGGUGGUGCAGGCCUACGUGGGCGACGUCCAUUACAAGGAGAUCCCGGAGCCCGGCGCCAUCAACGCCAAGACCCUGGAGCUGCUGGUCAACGCCAUAGCCAUCAACAGCGCCUACACCACCAAGAUCUUGCCCCCAGAGAAGGAGGGCGCCCUGCCCCGGCAGGUGGGCAACAAGACGGAGUGCGGCCUGCUGGGCUUCGUGCUGGACCUGAAGCAGGACUACGAGCCCGUGCGCAGCCAGAUGCCGGAGGAGAAGCUGUACAAGGUGUACACGUUCAACUCCGUGCGCAAGUCCAUGAGCACCGUCAUCAAGAUGCCCGACGACAGCUUCCGCAUGUACAGCAAGGGCGCCUCCGAGAUCGUGCUGAAGAAGUGCUGCAAAAUCCUCAGCGGGGCGGGCGAAUCCCGAGUCUUCCGGCCCCGGGACCGGGACGAGAUGGUGAAGAAGGUGAUCGAGCCCAUGGCCUGCGACGGGCUCCGGACCAUCUGCGUGGCCUACCGCGACUUCCCCAGCAGCCCGGAGCCCGACUGGGACAACGAGAAUGACAUUCUCAGCGACCUCACCUGCAUCUGUGUGGUGGGCAUCGAGGACCCCGUGCGGCCCGAGGUCCCCGAAGCCAUCCGCAAGUGCCAGAGAGCAGGCAUCACCGUCCGCAUGGUCACCGGCGACAACAUCAACACGGCGCGGGCCAUCGCCAUCAAGUGCGGCAUCAUCCACCCCGGGGAGGACUUCCUGUGCCUGGAGGGCAAGGAGUUCAACAGGAGGAUCCGGAAUGAGAAGGGGGAGGUUGAGCAGGAGCGAAUCGACAAGAUCUGGCCGAAGCUGAGGGUGCUGGCUCGCUCCUCCCCCACGGAUAAGCACACCUUGGUCAAAGGCAUCAUCGACAGCACACACACGGAGCAGAGGCAGGUGGUGGCCGUGACCGGGGACGGGACCAACGACGGGCCCGCGCUCAAGAAGGCGGACGUGGGCUUCGCCAUGGGCAUCGCGGGCACCGACGUGGCCAAGGAGGCGUCCGACAUCAUCCUGACGGACGACAACUUCAGCAGCAUCGUGAAGGCCGUCAUGUGGGGCCGCAACGUCUACGACAGCAUCUCCAAGUUCUUGCAGUUCCAGCUCACCGUCAACGUGGUGGCCGUCAUCGUGGCCUUCACGGGCGCCUGCAUCACGCAGGACUCCCCCCUGAAGGCUGUGCAGAUGCUCUGGGUGAACCUCAUCAUGGACACGUUUGCCUCCCUGGCACUGGCCACGGAGCCGCCCACCGAGACCCUGCUUCUCAGGAAGCCAUACGGCCGCAACAAGCCGCUCAUCUCGCGGACCAUGAUGAAGAACAUUCUGGGCCACGCCGUGUACCAGCUCACCCUCAUCUUCACCCUGCUCUUCGUGGGCGAGAAGAUGUUCCAGAUUGACAGCGGGCGGAACGCGCCCUUGCACUCCCCGCCCUCCGAGCACUACACCAUCAUCUUCAACACCUUCGUCAUGAUGCAGCUCUUCAACGAGAUCAACGCCCGCAAGAUCCACGGCGAGCGCAACGUCUUCGACGGCAUCUUCCGGAACCCCAUCUUCUGCACCAUCGUGCUGGGCACCUUUGCCAUUCAGAUCGUGAUCGUGCAGUUUGGGGGGAAGCCGUUCAGCUGCUCCCCGUUGCAGCUGGACCAGUGGAUGUGGUGUAUAUUCAUUGGCUUAGGAGAGCUGGUCUGGGGCCAGGUCAUCGCCACCAUCCCCACGAGCAGGCUCACGUUCCUGAAGGAGGCGGGCCGGCUCACGCAGAAGGAGGAGACCCCCGAGGAGGAGCUCAACGAGGACGUGGAGGAGAUCGACCACGCGGAGCGGGAGCUGCGGCGGGGCCAGAUCCUGUGGUUCCGGGGCCUGAACCGCAUCCAGACGCAGAUCCGCGUGGUGAAGGCGUUCCGUAGCUCUCUCUAUGAAGGGUUAGAAAAGCCUGAGUCUCGAACCUCCAUCCAUAACUUCAUGGCUCAUCCUGAAUUCCGGAUCGAAGACCCCCAGCCCCACAUCCCCCUCAUCGACGACACGGACCUGGAAGAAGACGGGGCCCUCAAGCAGAACUCGAGCCCGCCGUCCUCGCUCAACAAGAACAACAGCGCCAUCGACAGCGGGAUCAACCUGACCACCGACACGAGCAAAUCAGCUACCUCUUCAAGUCCAGGGAGCCCUAUCCACAGCCUGGAGACUUCGCUUUAGCCGAGCCCCCCUCCCCGGGCCUGCCCUCCAGGACCGCCCGCCGCCCGCCUCCCGGGCAGCAGUGCCCCCCCGCGGGCCCCUCACCACGCAGCA
Perognathus longimembris pacificus (Pacific pocket mouse) is the source of this 4090-nucleotide messenger RNA. It is a transcript of the gene Atp2b2, whose product is annotated as ATPase plasma membrane Ca2+ transporting 2. The transcript is spliced from 23 exons. Bases 266 to 3997 code for a protein of 1243 amino acids. Lineage: Eukaryota; Metazoa; Chordata; Mammalia; Rodentia; Heteromyidae. Gene Ontology annotation, biological process: regulation of cytosolic calcium ion concentration; calcium ion transmembrane transport. The record is from RefSeq and is a predicted model, not a curated record. Gene Ontology annotation, cellular component: intracellular membrane-bounded organelle; postsynaptic density membrane. Gene Ontology annotation, molecular function: P-type calcium transporter activity; PDZ domain binding; ATP hydrolysis activity.